CCUACCUGUUUCAAUUCAAACUUCUAUUUUUCUCAAAGUUUGCAGUAUGUAUAAAUGUCGGACUGUGUAAAAUGGAAUAUAUAUUUCUAACAAUGAUUCUUCUAGUUUAUGUAGCUGAUGAUGUGAAGGGAUAUCAACAUGCCAGAAUAUCUAAACGGUCUGGAAAACCUCCUCAGGACAAAUGCGGAACGCUUUCUGUGGAAAAUGGUGAUGUCGAUCAGACAGGAGGCACUGCAAGUGUUACGUGCAAUAAUGGAUAUAAAUUACAAAUACCGACUGACAUGUUCAUAUGUACACAUGUAAAAGGACAUAUUUAUGAAUGGAAUCCAACACCAGCAUGUAUAGCUGAAGUAUCAACAGCAACCGAAUCAACAGUAUCGUUAUCAAAUACUACAAUAGAUGUAACAAUGCGGACGACUGCUGAAGUAUCAACAGCAACCGAAUCAACAGUAUCGUUAUCAAAUACUACAGUAGAUGUAACAAUGCGGACGACUGCUGAAGUAUCAACAGCAACCGAAUCAACAGUAUCGUUAUCAAAUACUACAGUAGAGUAA
Messenger RNA from Mercenaria mercenaria, 554 nucleotides. RefSeq lists its product as uncharacterized. The record is from RefSeq and is a predicted model, not a curated record. Lineage: Eukaryota; Metazoa; Mollusca; Bivalvia; Venerida; Veneridae. The coding region runs from base 72 to 554 and encodes 160 amino acids. The transcript has 6 exons.